AGCUGGUGUGGGAGCUGAAGAGGAAAAAGAAAAGGGAGGAGGGUGUGGGGGCGGGGCAGGAGGCUGCCCCUACCCUGCGUGGUGGGUGCUGUCCUGAGCGCCUGGCCCACCAGGGCUGGAGAGGUUGCCCAGCAGGAAGACACACACCCUCUUGGCCUUCGCAGGCCUUCACACUGACAGGGGAGUCAUUUGGGGGGCUGACUGACUAAGCGAGCACCUUAUGGGUGCUAUGGGUGCUACUGUGUGCCUGGCACCCAUAUCACACGCUCUAACCCGUGGUUGAAAGAUAACGCACAGGCGCUUUUGGCCCUUGGCCUGCCAGAGGCCUUAAUGCCUCCCAUCUCCUUGACUCCUGCCUCCCCACAGCCCCGAGAGUCAGGGGCUUCUUCCUCCUGGGUCACAGGGUGGAAGUCAGCUCAGACAGGUGAAGUCACUUGGCCAAGGUCACGUCGCUGGGAGGUGGGGCAGCCAGGGUUCGAACCCCCGACCCUCUGACUGGCCGUGCAGGUGCCUGGAGGGUUGUGGGAGAGCUGGGGAGAGACUCUGAGGGUUUGUUCACAGCAGGAGGCCUCGAAGCCGCUCCACCCCACUCAGCCCUGCUGGCCUAGCCUCCUCACCCAGACCCUGCCCUUGCCCCUUGGUGCCCUGGGCCCCUGGCGCCGCUGUUGUGUAACCCUGCAGGGUAGGAUGGGUGGGACAGUGGCUGCUGCCGCUCCGGAGCUCCGUCCUCAGCCCCAGCGUGCUCUGGGCUCUGCGCUGGGUGGGCUGACCCCGGGCCCACCUGCCCCACUUCCCCUCUCCUCCCCAGAUGUUGUCACCACUGGCUCUUUCUUCAUCCCGGCCUUGCCUGGACUCUACCCCCUCAAGCCUCCGUGUGAGGUGAGGCGGCAGGGGCUUCCCAGGGCCCGUGUCCCCGGCAGAAGGCAGCCAGAGCUGGGCGCGGGCAGAUAAGGCUCUAGGAAUCACUUCAAAGACCGCCUCUGGGACUGAUGACUCCCAGUCUGCAGCCCAGGGAGCAAAGUUCAGGCUUGGCUGCUGGCUGGCCCGCCUCGCUGCCCUCAGGCUCCGUGACGUGUAGUCCUGAGCCCGAGAGAGGGGCUGCCGCUGCGGCUGAGAGAGGAGAGGAGAGAGGAGGAUAUCCCAGUCUGAGUUUCCCUUCCCCCACCCACUCUCCCUCCCAGCCUCCGGCAUGUGGAGAGCCGGCUCUACCCUUAUCCUUAUUUUCUCAAAGGCUGACCGCUCCGGCUUGCUGUUUCUGGGACUAGGAUAACGAAUUAUUCUUCCUGCACCUCAAUUUUAUCAGCUGUACUAUGGAGCUGUGUAAUCACGCGCAGUCCGUUUCGGAGGGUUGGGAGGAGUCUCAGGGAUAAUGCAUGUAAAUGUAGUGUGAGCCUCGGUGCUGAUGUGAGGGACGCCGCCAGUGAGAGCUGGAGAGGUGAUGAUAAUCAUGGAACCUGCGUGUCUUUCUCGACUCUGGAUGCAGCAUCCCGAUGGUCCGGGAUCUUUGCCACACAAAUGCCCGGAGCUUGCUUCUGAUCCCACCCUGGAGCCAGAAUUCCUGAGGUUGGGGCCAGCCCUCCUGUUCCUGGGGCCUGUCAGGAUGGGGCCCCUGAGGCCCACCCCAGGCCCUGGGGGCCAGCGGUGGCAGCUUCCCCCCUUCCUGCUGGCUCUGCUGCUCCUGCUGGCUCCGUCCCCAGGCCACGCCACGCAGGUCCUGUACAAGGUGCCGGAGGAGCAGCCGCCCAACACGCUCAUCGGGAGCCUGGCCGCUGACUACGGGUUCCCAGACGUGGGCCACCUGUACAAACUCGAGGUGGGCGCCCCGUACCUGCGGGUGGACGGCAAGACGGGCGACAUCUUCACCACCGAGACCUCAAUCGACCGCGAGGGCCUGCGGGAGUGUCAGAACCAGCUCCCGGGGGAGCCGUGCAUCCUGGAGUUCGAGGUGUCCAUCACGGACUUGGUGCAGAAUGGGAGCCCCCGGCUGCUGGAGGGCCAGAUCGAGGUGCUGGACAUCAACGACAACACGCCCAACUUCGCCUCGCCCAUCAUCACGCUGCCCAUCCCCGAGAACACCAACAUCGGCUCGCUCUUCCCCAUCCCCGUGGCCUCGGACCGCGACGCGGGGCCCAAUGGCGUGGCCUCCUAUGAGCUGCAGGCCGGGCCCGAGGCACAGGAGCUGUUCGGGCUGCAGGUGGCCGAGGACCAGGAGGGGAAGCAGCCGCAGCUCAUCGUCAUGGGCAACCUGGACCGGGAGCGCCUGGACACCUACGACCUCACCAUCAGGGUGCAGGACGGCGGCAGCCCCCCUCGGGCCAGCAGUGCCCUGCUGCGGGUCACCGUGCUCGACACCAACGACAACGCCCCCAAGUUCGAGCGACCCUCGUACGAGGCCGAGCUGUCGGAGAACAGCCCCAUUGGCCACUCGGUCAUCCAGGUGAAAGCCAAUGACUCGGACCAAGGGGCCAACGCCGAGAUCGACUACACCUUCCACCAGGCGCCUGAAGUGGUGCGGCGCCUCCUGCGGCUGGACAGGAACACGGGGCUCAUCACGGUGCAGGGCCCCGUGGACCGGGAGGACCUCAGCACCCUGCGCUUCUCGGUGCUGGCCAAGGACCGAGGCACCAAUCCCAAGAGCGCCCGCGCCCAGGUGGUGGUGACCGUGAAGGACAUGAACGACAACGCACCCAGCAUCGAGAUCCGGGGCAUCGGGCUGGUGACGCACCAGGACGGGAUGGCCAACAUCUCGGAGGACGUGGCGGAGGAGACGGCGGUGGCUCUGGUGCAGGUGUCCGACCGAGACGAGGGCGAGAACGCCGCUGUCACCUGCGUGGUGGCGGGCGACGUGCCCUUCCAGCUGCGCCAGGCCAGCGAGACGGGAAGCGACAGCAAGAAGAAGUACUUCCUGCAGACCACCACCCCGCUGGACUACGAGAAGGUCAAGGAUUACACCAUCGAGAUCGUGGCUGUGGACGCGGGCAACCCCCCGCUGUCCAGCACCAACUCGCUCAAGGUGCAGGUGGUGGACGUGAAUGACAAUGCGCCCGUGUUCACCCAGAGCGUCACGGAGGUGGCCUUCCCGGAAAACAACCAGCCGGGGGAGGUGGUCGCCGAGGUCACGGCCACUGACGCUGACUCGGGCUCCAACGCGGAGCUGGUGUACUCGCUGGAGCCGGAGCCGGCCGCCAAGGGCCUCUUCAGCAUCUCGCCGGAGACGGGCGAGAUCCGGGUGAAGACUUCCCUGGAUCGGGAGCAGCGAGAUAGCUACGAGCUAAAGGUGGUGGCCGCCGACCGGGGCAGCCCCAGCCUGCAGGGCACGGCCACCGUGCUGGUCAACGUGCUGGACUGCAAUGACAACGACCCCAAGUUCAUGCUGAGUGGCUACAACUUCUCUGUGAUGGAGAACAUGCCGGCGCUGAGCCCGGUGGGCAUGGUGACCGUCAUUGACGGGGACAAGGGGGAGAACGCCCGGGUGCAGCUCACCGUGGAGCAGGACAAUGGGGACUUCGUGAUCCAGAACGGCACGGGCACCAUCCUGUCCAGCCUGAGCUUCGACCGGGAGCAGCAGAGCACCUACACCUUCCAGCUGAAGGCCGUGGACGGGGGCGUCCCGCCGCGCUCGGCUUACGUCGGCGUCACCAUCAACGUGCUGGAUGAGAACGACAACGCGCCCUACAUCACGGCCCCGUCCAACGCCUCCCACCGGCUGCUGACCCCGCAGACACGGCUCGGCGAGACAGUCAGCCAGGUGACGGCCGAGGACAUUGACUCCGGGGUCAACGCCGAGCUCACCUACAGCAUCGCGGGGGGCAACCCUUACGGACUGUUCCAGAUCGGGUCGCACUCGGGGGCCAUCACCCUGGAGAAGGAGAUCGAGCGGCGUCACCACGGCCUGCACCGGCUGGUGGUCAAGGUCAGCGACCGCGGCAAGCCCCCGCGCUACGGCACGGCCUUGGUCCACCUCUACGUCAACGAGACGCUGACUAACCACACGCUGCUGGAGAUGCUGCUGGGCCACAGCCUGGACACGCCGCUGGACAUCGACAUCGCCGGCGACCCCGAGUACGAGCGCUCCAAGCAGCGCGGCAACAUCCUCUUCGGCGUGGUGGCCGGCGUGGUGGCCGUGGCCUUGCUCAUCGCCCUGGCCGUGCUCGUGCGCUACUGCCGGCAGCGGGAAGCCAAGAGCGGCUACCAGGCCGGCAAGAAGGAGACCAAGGACCUGUACGCGCCCAAGCCCAGCGGCAAAGCCUCCAAGGGCAACAAGAGCAAAGGCAAGAAGAGCAAGUCCCCGAAGCCCGUGAAGCCCGUGGAGGACGAGGACGAGGCGGGGCUGCAGAAGUCCCUCAAGUUCAACCUCAUGAGCGACGCCCCCGGGGACAGCCCCCGCAUCCACCUGCCCCUCAACUACCCUCCCGGCAGCCCCGACCUGGGCCGCCACUACCGCUCCAACUCCCCGCUGCCCUCCAUCCAGCUGCAGCCACAGUCGCCCUCGGCCUCCAAGAAGCACCAGGUGGUGCAGGACUUGCCGCCCGCAAACACGUUCGUGGGCACCGGGGACACCACGUCCACGGGCUCUGAGCAGUACUCCGACUACAGCUACCGCACCAACCCCCCCAAAUACCCCAGCAAGCAGUUACCUCACCGCCGAGUCACCUUCUCCGCCACCAGCCAGGCCCAGGAGCUGCAAGACCCGUCCCAGCACAGCUACUACGACAGCGGCCUGGAGGAGUCGGAGACGCCGUCCAGCAAGUCUUCCUCGGGGCCCCGGCUCGGCCCCCUGGCCCUGCCCGAGGACCACUACGAGCGCACCACCCCCGAUGGCAGCAUAGGAGAGAUGGAGCACCCCGAGAACGACCUGCGCCCUCUGCCUGACGUCGCCAUGACGGGCACGUGCACCCGGGAAUGCAGCGAGUUUGGCCACUCCGACACGUGCUGGAUGCCCGGCCAGUCGUCCCCCAGCCGCCGCGCCAAGAGCAGCGCCCUCAAACUCUCCACCUUCGUGCCUUACCAGGACCGAGGAGGGCAGGAGCCUGCGGGCGCCGGCAGCCCCAGCCCCCCGGAAGACCGGAACACCAAAACGGCCCCCGUGCGCCUCCUGCCCUCCUACAGUGCCUUCUCCCACAGUAGCCAUGAUUCCUGCAAGGACUCGGCCGCCUUGGAGGAGAUCCCCCUGACCCAGACCUCGGACUUCCCGCCCGCAGCCACUCCGGCGCCCGCCCCGACGACGACGGCCAAGCGCGAGAUCUACCUGUGAGCCCCCUGCUGGCCGGCCGGCCCCCACCCGCCCCAGCCGCCGGCCAGUUCCCCGGACGGGCCCAUUCCAGGGCCCCCCGCCUGCCCCCUCCAGCGCGGACUUGCUGGCCAUGCCCUGGGUGGGGGGGAGAACGGGCCUCCAGCCAUGCUGGCCCUUCCCCCACACAGGGUCCAGGGCCCCCCUCACUUCAUUCCCCCAGCCCCGGGAGCCCCUGCUUCCCCCUGAGGGGGCUCCCCGCAGCUCACGCCCACCAGGGCUCCCCUACAAUGCCGACGCUCCCUUCCCUGACUUCAGGGAGCACCCCACCCUCGGGGCCGGCGGUGGGGUCAGAGGCGGUGGCCCACUUGCUACUCAUCACUCCCCACGGGUGGGCUGGCCAGGGCAGGGUGGGUCCCCCAUUCCGCCCCAGAGCAGGGCUGAACUGGAGGGGCCCUCUCCCUGGGGCCCCCUCCCCCCCUGAGGAAACUCUUGACCGCCAGGAGCUCCCCGAAGGGCUGACGUUACCAAAGGUGGGGCGGGGAACGGGGUGGGAGCGGCCGGGCCUCGUCUUCCGCACUGCUCCUGGGCUGGCCCCCCCGCCUGCCACAGGCCCCAGCCUGCUCCCCCCGGGCGCCCCCUUCCCUGCCGGUCACGCAGUGUCUGUACAUAAGGACCUUGGAAUGAUGUCCCCAUUUCUGCCUGAUUUGCAACUUUUCUUGUUGAUGUUGUGUUGUCUUGGGGGACCCCUCUGGGGGGGGGAAACCUGCCCUGUGCCCCCUCCUCCCUGCCGCAGUGCCCCCCCCACUCCAGGCCUCUACUGUUCCAUGUUGUAAAUACCCCUGGGGCCGUGGCGGGGUGGGGGUGCAGGCCAGGGAAACAGCGGGUGGGUUGGGGUGGGGACGGGGGUAACAUUCGCCUAUCAGCAGAGCUGGGCUUUUAUUUAAUUUUUUUUUAAAGAAUACAAAUCUCUAUUUUUUUGGAACUGUUGCGCUGUGCCCUGGGGGGGAAUCCCCGCUCAGGCUGGCCCCCCCCAUCCAGAUGAGCAUCACGGAGGGGCCCUGAGGCUGCAGGGGGCAGCUGGACAGGGGUGGGAUGACUGUGCCUCUGGCCUGGUUCGGGGAGCUGGGAGCAGGAAGGUUUGCUCAGGGGGUGCCGGUAGCCGUCCCCCUCGCAGGGCUGGCGCCCUGCCCCUCCCUGCGCCCACCCCCAUCCCCUGCCAUGACCCGUCAGCCUGUAAAACCACCAUUGCCUUGAUCUCAGGGGGUGGGAAGGGCUGCCUCAGGGCACCCUGGGCUCCAGGCCCCCUUCUUCCAGUUGGGCUUCCCUUUGCCAGGGUCGGGUCCCGUGGGGCAGUGGGUCUGGGGGCCGAGAAGCCCAGUCAGCCAUGAUGAGGUGGGGGGGUUCCUUCACCUCAGGGGGCCGGGGUGUGAGGGGCACCCUGCAGGGCCCCCGUCUCCCACUGUGGCCAUCUCAGAGCCUCAGACCCUCUUCCAGAAGCCCCACUGCCUUGGCCCAUACCUCUCCAGCUCCCCCGGGGGCCCGGGCUGGGGGGCUGGAGACUCAGGGUAUGGCCCUGGCUUGACUUCGUCUAAGCUGGGGGCUACAGGGGGGUGGCGGCGGCCGGGGUGUGAGAGGGGUGGGGGCCAGGCUGCUGGCUUGUCUGGUGCCUUUGGGAGCUGUGCUGCUGGGGUCUUGACUCCCGUCAUCCCAGAGACCCACCUCCACCCCCAGAAAAGCCAGGGGACUCAAGCUCCCCCCAUCCUCUGCUCCUCACCCCGCUGGCUUGGCGGAACGGUGCCGGCAGGCGAGCACUGUUCGGCUGGGCCCCCACGUCUGCAGCCCUUCCCUGGAAGGCUGGUGGGCACCGUGGGCCGGGGUGGCGGCAACCAGGUCUAGGGGUCGGCCAAAGGCUCCUUUCCCUGGGGGAGGCCCAGAAGUGGGCUGGGGCUUGUUCAGGAGACGGCCCCUCCCCCCUGCACAAACGGGGUGGGUGCAAUAGUGGAGCGGGAGACAGGAGGUGCCCGGCGGGCAGGUGGGGGCCGGAGAUCAGGAUUCUGGCAGGAAGAUUGUAUGGGGCCCCUUUGCUUGGUGGGGAAGGGGGUCCAGCCAGGAGGCCAUCCUGGGGUUGGUGGACCCCACCCCCUGGAAGCUCCUGGAGGCCGAGGCAGCCCGCCCUGGCCCGGGAGACCCCUGAGCACCAAGCAGAAGGGUGGAGGAGCACUUUGCACAAUGGAGAAGCCAGAAGGAAGCGGGUGGCCCAGAGGGCUGGGGGGGGGUGGCGCUGAAAAGCACAGAGGAGGGACCCUUCCUGCAGCCAAGGCCCAGCCCCCACAACCCCAGUGGGGUGGGGCGCUGAACCCAGCACACCUGGGCGCUCCAGAGGUGAAACCAAAGGUGGGCGGGGGAUGGGUGGCAGCACCAGGGACCCCCCUCUUGGUCCUAGGUCUGCCCUGCUCUUCCCCAAUGCCUUUGUCGCGCGUACAGUUUUAUGUACAACUAGGCGGCAUUUGGCCAGAGGAGACCCCCCCAACCCCAGCCUGACCCGGUCAGUGUCUUCCUAAAGGGGACCACGUUGGUCCCCGACCCCUGCGCCUGAGCACCCCCCAGCUCGAGGCUUAGGGGAAGGGUAUGUGGGAACUUGUUUCUCUCCUCGGGUCCUCCGAGUGUCUCACAUCCCCCGGGGGAGAAUCUCGGGGCACCCCUCACCUCUAGGGGGGCUCUGUGGGCCCCAUCUCUCCCCUUUGGGAGUCUGCGGGGCAGGUGGGUUCCCCCAGGGGACCAUGGGAGCUCGUCUCCCCCCACCCCCCCUCCCCUGCUCUCUGGGAGCCUCUUCCUCCCAGGGCUCCUGGGAGUGCUAAGGCAUGUCCGUCUACAGCACCCCUCUUCCCAGGGAAGGGGGGCACGUUGGGAAGCAUGUCUGGGAAGGGAUGUUUCUGGUCCCCCCCACCCCCAGCUCCAGUGGGGGUGUCUCUGACCCGCAGCACUUUGGGGGCCAGCCGGUGCAGCUCGGAGCUGUCUCCUAGGGGCGCUGGGACAUCUCUCCCAAAGCCCACCCCCGCCCCCACGGGCCUCCGGAGCCAUUUUCCCCGGCGGGGUGCGGGUGGGGGGCUGACCCCGCCCGGGGUCGGCGAGGGCCGUGUGGGCCAUGAGAAAGUCUCUUAGGGGGCCUCUCCGCGGGGGACUUCUCUGGGAGGGGGGACUGUGUCCUGCCCAAGGGGCUCCCGGAGCGGAGUCCACCCGUGGGGGGCGGGGGGAGACUGUGUCUCCUCGGGUUACUGAGUGGGGAGGGGGGCCGUGUCUCUCUCGUGUGUCGGGGGGUGGGGGUCGGGGAGGGGGGUUCUGGGCGCGUCGGGUGCCCACUCUGGGGUCGUGUUUCUCUCGGUUCGUGCCCCUUCCCACCGCCUCGCUCCUCCCGGGAAGGGCCCCGCCCCGCCCCGCUCCACCCCGUCCCCGGCGCUGCGAGCACAAUCCCCGUUGAUUUGUAAUGAUUUCUGUCUCUUUCUGUCUUUCUCUUUCUCUGACACCCCCCCACCUCCGCCGCGAGCAUGCGCAGGCACCGCCCCGAUUCCCCCCCCACCACCUCCGGUUCGGUUCGUUUCCGGUUUGUUUGCUGAGCUGUCAAUGAAAGACCCAUGUAAUUACUCCCGAGCUUUACAAUAAAAGUGUGAAAACCGGA
This is a messenger RNA of Sorex araneus (European shrew), 8909 nucleotides long. RefSeq names its product protocadherin 1 (gene PCDH1). The record is from RefSeq and is a predicted model, not a curated record. The transcript is spliced from 5 exons. Gene Ontology annotation, biological process: homophilic cell-cell adhesion. Gene Ontology annotation, molecular function: calcium ion binding. Bases 1439 to 5254 code for a protein of 1271 amino acids. Gene Ontology annotation, cellular component: plasma membrane. Lineage: Eukaryota; Metazoa; Chordata; Mammalia; Eulipotyphla; Soricidae.